Punica granatum (pomegranate) is the source of this 3255-nucleotide messenger RNA. The record is from RefSeq and is a predicted model, not a curated record. NCBI's taxonomy places the organism in Eukaryota, Viridiplantae, Streptophyta, Magnoliopsida, Myrtales, Lythraceae.
UUGUCUGCAAAAAACACAUAAUUGAUGUUACGACAGCAAUCCAAAUUUUGCAAAACCACUCCACCGGACGAUCUGUAUCUGUUUUACUAUCAAUCAAAUUUGUGUAACUAAUUACUUAUAUACAAAAACAUCGACCAAAUCUCUCAGUCUGUCAACCCUUUUUUUUUUUCCUCCAAAAAAUCUCAAGUGGUUUCCUCUCUUCAUCAGUAUUCAUUCACAGGCCCUCUUAGUCAAUGCACCGACUCGUCCUCCUUCCCCCCUUCUUCUGUGGAUCUUGAUUUGCUUCUCUCUCUCUCUCUAUUCUCUCUCUCUCUCUCUUUCUGUUCUUGUUUUAGAAGAUGGUGAGGCAGAGAGAGUUGGUGUAACAGAGCUCAGAAGAUAAAAACAGAGCCCAAAAGAAAGAGAGAGACAGAAAUUCAGAUAUGCCGCAGGACGGUCGGAGAUCGGUCGGGUACAGACCCUUUGUCACUUGCGAUGAUCCGAAAGGGGUUGUGGAAUGUGGGACAAUCAGAAAGUCCAACAAGUGUAAUUAUCGGAAGAUGGAACCGAGCAGUGAAGCCCGAGUUAUUAGGCCGAAGAGCUCGAACAGAGCUGUUCAUAGAGGGGAGCUCGGUCAGGCCUCCUUCCAGCUGUUGGAGGUCUCUAAGGGGGCUCAGAAGUUGAACCACAUGAUCGAGUCGUGGUCUAAGGGGAUAACCGCUGAAGGGCAACCGAAGGACUUAGCAAAGGAUCUGCUCAAAGGGGCUCUCGAUCUGCAGGAAUCAUUGAUGGUGCUGGGGAAGUUGCAGGCGGCUUCCAAGUAUGUGGCCCGUUUGAAGCGGAAGCAGGAGAAGUCGGACAAUUCUGGGCUGCCAUGCGAUCUCAGCCAUGGUCGGGAAUUCGGGUUUGGGAAGCUGGACGUUUCACCAGGGGAUGAAUCUUCAAGGAAGAAGAUUGAUGAGCUCAGGGAAGCCAUCAGGAGCGGCCUCGCGAGGCAGAAGCAGCUCGAUCAGAGAAAGUUCGAAUCACAAUUGGAGAUCCCUUCUACAAGCUCGAGCCAGUCUUCUUCAGUAAAUUAUGAUGAAACGAUCGAUUUGGGUCCCGAGAAGAAGGCCAAAGGGUCAAACUUGAUAGCAAAGCUUAUGGGCCUGGAAGAGAUGUCUUCGAAACGGGUACUGAGGAAGUUGCAGGAUGAGAAGAGCUUGCAGCAGCAGAAGCAGCCUGAGUUCAACAUCGAUGUGGCGAAGCUUAAGAAACCCGAGCCUGAAGUUCAGGCUGAUGAGCCCAAUCGAAGGACACUCAAGGAAGUACUCGAGACCAUGCAAUGUAAAGGGCUUCUAAAGAGCAAUCCGAUCAGGAAGGCUCCAGUUUUCUAUGUGGAUGAUGUCCCUCCGAUCGUGCUAAUAAAACCUUCUUGUGGACCACACUUUGAAUCGAGUGGGUGGCUGGAAGGAAAGGAAGCCUCCAGUUCGAUAACAGUAAUGAAGAGUCUGAAAGCAAAUGAGAAGUUCCCAACCAGAAGAAUUAACAGAGAAGUUGUCCAUGAUUCAGAAAGAAUACACGGAAAACCACAACCGAGAGAGGUUGCAGGCAUUGCUUCUUGCGAGAGAAGAGGAUCCACACUCCCAAAAGAGGAAAUCACCAUGCGACAAAGGGAACGAAAUGCUGAGAGAGACUCUAACAAGUCGAGACAUCCUAGUCCUCCAGUUAAAGAGCGAGUUAAGAAAGAAAAGCAUGAAAUGAAAUCUGGGGAGAUUGAAAAGGCGACAAAGAGCAGCAGAAGAUCAUUGGAGAAGGCCAAGUCUAAGGCUAAAAGCACGCAGCAGUCAGUAGAUCAAGUCAAGGCAAAUGCUCCGGUAACAGUAAGGCCGGAGGAUAGUCGGAAUCGUAUGAAGAGGGAUGUUUCUCCUCAACGGACUCGGAGUAGUAGGCAGGAUCAGACAAAGAAGGAAACUUCGCCCCCAGAAGUGCAAAGAAGCAAGAAGACUGCUUCCAAUCGAAGUUGUGGAGACCUUAGAAGAAGCCCUAGAAAGAAACCACCUGCAAACGAGCCUAAGGAGCCCACAGUAGCUGAAUCGGAUAAAAACAAUGCUGCACAAGUGGAAGAUGGCAUGAAGAUUAAUAUCUUUUGUCGAAACGAUCCUGAUAAGCUUGAAACGGGCCCUGGCAAUGAGGAUACACAGUUCACAGUGGAAAUUGCUGUUGCAUCUGAAUCUGGAGUUGCUGACACGGAAACAAUCAGUGGCAUGGAGAAUUCUCCUACUGUUCUUUCUCCCUCAACUGCAGAACUUGGAUCAGAAACCAAUGGCCAAAAAUCAGAUCUGGAAGGGUCUGAAACAGGAGACCACAUAAAAUCUCUACUACUGAGCAGUCCAUCAUUUCUUUCGCAUGCGGAGUAUCUCUCCACAAUCAUUUUGGAUCCUCCUCCUCUCUUGCAAAAGCCGACGGAUGCGGAUUCUUUUUCUCCUAAUGAGAGGCUCCUCAUAGACUAUGCAAACGAAUAUAUAGAGUGCAGAACUGAUAAUGCUUCAACCGAUUCUCUAUUCAUAGUUGGCUUAAGGAACCCAAGAACUCGCAUUUCUCUCGAUAAUUUGUUGGAGGAAAUACUGAAGGAGAUUGAGAAUCUCAGCAGCUACUGCAAGUUUGCAAGCGAUAGCCUUCUCAUGGACGGCCUCUAUGCAAAGUUGCAGAGAGAUUUAUCUUUGCAUCGAGGAGGAGCGGUGAGUAUAUUAUGGGAUGCGGGUUGGACUAAAGGGUUUUGCUCGCAAGAUGUGCAGCAUGUUGUGAAAGAGGUGGAAGAGACUGUCUUAAGCAGUUUGAUCGAAGAAACUCUAAUCGGGCUUGUGCAAUAAGAUCGCUCUGUACACACAAGUGUGCUAUGAUUCUAGACAAUGAAAGGUUUCCAAUUUUUUUAGUUCCCAGAACAUUUGAGGAAUACUCCGACUGGAGAAUAUGACUGGUGUGUUUUUGUAAUCUGAAGCCAUGUAUAGUCUGUUCUGAGGAGAGAAUCAAGGAACAGAAAUGGGACUAGGAGAAGAAAAGGAAGAAUAGGUUCGAAUGAUGUCCGCAAUGGGUGUUGGGGUAACAGCCUCUUGUGUGUAAAUAAAACUGUCCACUGAAAUGAUGAAUAAUGAUCUUCGAGAAUCGAAGUUUCUCUUUGAGAAGUUAGUUUCUAGCAGCGAGUUAUCCAGCUGAAUGCUGAAUUUGUAAGGUUAGCAUCCUCUUUUUUCCGAGCUAGUCUGUUACGAUUCUAUAUAUCGGUCUGCCAGUUAGCUA